Penicillium odoratum is the source of this 756-nucleotide messenger RNA. RefSeq names its product GNAT family N-acetyltransferase. The transcript has a single exon. Bases 1 to 756 code for a protein of 251 amino acids. The record is from RefSeq and is a predicted model, not a curated record. Lineage: Eukaryota; Fungi; Ascomycota; Eurotiomycetes; Eurotiales; Aspergillaceae. Gene Ontology annotation, molecular function: acyltransferase activity, transferring groups other than amino-acyl groups.
AUGACCGUCCCACCCCCAGCGGGAGAGGUCCUCCUCAUCCCCAAAACCUUUUCCUCUCCCCGGAACUUGGACGAGGUAGCAGAUAGAUAUAAAAAUCUACGACUGCAUGGUCUCCUGGUCGAUCCGAAAUCAUUCAGCUCAACCUAUGAGACCGAAUCCCAAUUUUCUCCCGCAACAUGGCGAGCCCGCCUUCAGAACCCGGCGGGCAAUACAUUCGUCUCUGUCAUCAACCCUGAAACGAAAUGUGGUGUCGGGAGUGAUACUGUGUCAUCUCCGCCCGAGGAUUCGGAUACAUUGCAACGGCUACUGGGGAAAGAUUGGGUCGGUAUUGUCACACUGCUCGGCCCAGUCCUGUUAUCUAAACCAAAUGCCGAAAAAGAGACAAUACCCGCCAAGCCAUGGGACGUCUUUUUGAAAGAUGGAGUCUAUAAUAUCCCUCAUUCUAGUCCGAGUGGAGAUAUCACUGACUCGAAUGUUGUUUAUCUGGUUGUUGCCAUGUUUGUCUUGCCUGAGGCUAGACGAAGGGGACAUGCUUAUCGAUUGCUUGAAACUUUAAUCCAGACUGUUCGGGACGAUGCUCAUGCUCGUGGAGUUUCCCAGGCAAGCAUAACAAUUCAGGUUGAACCUGAAAAUGACACUGCGCAGCGGUUGUAUGAAAAGUUAGGUUUUGAGGUGUGGGAUAAGGCGGUUCCAAUCCAAAACAAGAGGGGAGAGACAUCACAAGCUAUUUCAUUAGUGAUGGAGAUUGAUAUUUAG